AUGGCAUCAAGAGAAUUAUCGACUGUUGAGAUUAUGAAUAUUGAACGAUCAAAUGAAAGGAAUCGUGAGCCACGUUGGGAACCAGAUGAGGAAGGUAUUGGUGCAGGAGGUGUCAUACUGUUCAUUCUCAUAACUAUCCUAUUCAUUUGUACAUUUCCAAUAACAAUAUUUUUUGCAAUUCGUACAGUCAAAACAUACGAACGAGCUAUUAUUUUACGUUUUGGUCGUUUGAAACGAUCUGGUGGAAAAUAUGUUUUAGGUGCUGGGUUACAGUUUGUCAUGCCAUGCGCAGAUCAAAUGAUUCGCAUAGAUUUGCGUACAAAGACUGUGAACAUACCACCACAAGAGAUAUUGACAAGUGAUGCAGUUACUGUCGGUGUAGAUGCUGUUGUAUUCAUGCGUGUGAUUGAACCAGCUGCCGCUUUAUUAAGAGUUGAAAAUGCAGCCAAAUCAGCUGAACUAUUGGCAGUUACUGCGUUGCGUUCAGUACUGGGAACAUAUGAAUUAUCUCAAUUAUUGACAAAUCGUGACCAGAUUGAUUCCAAGCUGGCCAUUUUACUGGACCAGGCUACAGGUGAAUGGGGAAUCAAGGUGGAACGAGUUGAAAUUAAAGACGUUUCAUUGCCUCAAGAAAUGCAACGAGCCAUGGCGGCAGAAGCACAAGCUGUUAGAGCUUCUAAAGCUAAAGUGAUAGCAGCACAAGGUGAAUUAGAAGCAUCGUCGACAUUAAGAAAAGCUGCUGAGGAAAUGGCUAGAUCACCAACUGCCUUACAAUUACGUUAUUUACAAACAUUGGCCACGAUCGCAACAGAACAAAAUUCAACAAUUGUAUUUCCGUUACCCAUAGAACUACUUCAAAGUUUCUUAUCAAAGAAACAAUCGUAA
Molecule: messenger RNA, 885 nt
Organism: Schistosoma intercalatum
Lineage: Eukaryota; Metazoa; Platyhelminthes; Trematoda; Strigeidida; Schistosomatidae
Source: the annotation of a GenBank genome assembly